Molecule: messenger RNA, 1265 nt
Organism: Cydia fagiglandana
Lineage: Eukaryota; Metazoa; Arthropoda; Insecta; Lepidoptera; Tortricidae
Product: mitochondrial 2-oxoglutarate/malate carrier protein-like
Exons: 7
Coding region: 91-978 (295 amino acids)
Molecular function (GO): transmembrane transporter activity
Source: RefSeq, a predicted model, not a curated record
GUGCGUAAAAACUCAAGAAUCCUCUUGUUUAGAGGAAGGGAAUGAGUUACUUACUGAGGAAUAUUACUGUCUAAUCUCACAGUUUCCACCAUGCCUGCCGAAACUAUAGGGGACACGAAGACCAUACCAGGAGGUCUCCGAUUCGUGUUCGGAGGCCUUAGUGGCAUGUGUGCUACGAGUGUGGUCCAACCCAUGGAUCUAGUGAAAACCCGAAUGCAACUCCUAGGCACGGCUGGCAAGAAUGUUACCAUGAUCUCCAUGACCAGAGAGGUGGUCAGCAGCCAGGGUGCCGGAGGCCUGUAUGUAGGUCUGUCAGCCGCGCUGUUCCGACAGGCCACCUACACCACGGGCCGGCUCGGCUGCUUUACCUACAUAACUGACGUCUAUACUGCUAACUACGGCGUCCCAAAUUUCGGCGUGAAACUGGCAAUCGGCGUGGUGGCCGGCUGCGCCGGCGCACUGGUCGGCAACCCCGCGGAGGUGGCGCUCGUGAGGAUGACUGCCGACGGCCGCUUGCCGCUCGAACAGCGACGGAAUUACACUAAUGUGUUCAAUGCUCUUGCUAGAAUGAUUAAGGAGGAGGGCGCAUUAACUCUGAUGCGCGGAACGUCGGCCACCGCCGCGCGCGCCGCCGUGCUCAACGCGGCCCAGCUUGGUACUUAUGCCCAGGCUCGUGAAGCGCUGCUGCCUAAAAUGGGGGACGGCAUCCCCCUCCACUUCUGCGCAUCCAUGAUAGCCGGCUUCCUUGCAACGAGCGCGUCUCUGCCCUUCGACAAGGUCAAGACGAAAGUCCAGAACGCAGCACAAGGGGGUUCAAGAGCCAGCAUGGUCGGCGUUAUUCUAAGCGUCAUAAAGAAGGAAGGUCCCUUAGGCCUCUGGAGCGGAUUCUUACCCACAUACUUCAAGAUCGGACCCCACACUGUGCUCACACUGAUCGUAUUGGAGCAGAUCAACGCUUUCUACCUAAGUUUAGCCUAAAUUAAAUACACUCCUGUAGAGCGAGAGAGAGAGAAACGAGCAAUUGUUGUAUAUAUAUUUAUAUAUUUCGGAAAUCUCGGAAUCGGCCCAACGAUUUCGAUGAAAUUUGCUAUAUGGGAGUUUUCGGAGGCGAAAAAUCGAUCUAGGUAGGUUUUAUCUCUGGAAAAACGCACAUUUUUCAGUUUUUAUAUGUUUUCCGAGCAAAAGUCUCCCAGAUGACGUUUUGUAUGGUGCGAUGACUGGAUUUGAUCUUUAUUUAUUUUAAUGCGUUACGUAACGUUAUCUAG